CAUUUAAUUAUUACAACGCGUGCAAUGGUGGAUGUGUUUAGUGUAGAGUUUGUGCUAAACUUUAUGCAAUUAAAUUGUUUAUCCAGCUAACACUUAUCCAAAAAAAUUAAAUCCAUUCACCGGCAUCUUGUAAGGGUAAUUUCCUAGAUACUCAGCUUUUAUUUAAAUAAAUUUUCUCGAACAUAAACAGUGCGCGCGAAGGAUCUGUGUGUAUGUAUUGUGUCGAGUUUUCAUUACAAACCCGUCAUUGUAACCUAAAAAUAAAAAUAAAACCUGAAAAAUAAAUAAAAAAAAAUAAAAAAUUUAUUGUCAUGCAAAUAACUCAGCAUUUUUUUAAUUGUAAAAAAUGAAAAAUAUUUGAUUGAAAACAGUUGAAUAAAAAAAAGAGUGAAAGCCGAAAUAUAAAUCAGUGUCAGCAACUGCCGGCAGUGCAGUAAACAUUGUAAAUUUAUUUAAGGUUACCUAGACUGGAUUGAACGUAUGCAAGUUCUCACACUCACAGUCGUGUGGGUCUUUCUUGUUUGUGUUGAGUUGUUACAAGGUCCUCUAUCUUCGUUCUCGGCACACACUACACCCGCGUAGUGGAAAGUCUCGAAAAGAUAUACAUGGUCUAUAAGUAUAAGUAUAUAUCUAUAGUAUAUAUAGAUAAUACAGAUAUACACUCACAUUUAAAUAGAAGAAGACGAAGAGGGCCCCUGCGAGGGUUGCGUUCACGGUAGAACCCGCGCGUAUUUAUCACGCUCUCCAUUGGAAUAAUAAAAUAAAUAAACUUGGGUGCUGAUAGUAACCUGUAAACAGAGAGCAAUCGACCAAGUGUUUUAUAUUAGGUUGGAUCGAGCUUACGAGCUGUGCAAUGGUGGUCAGUAAUUGUUGAGGGAGUUGCUGUGUAAUAAAAGGUUGUUCGGGUGAACCAAAACGCCGGGAAGGUUAGUUGGAAUAAUCUCAGCCCAGGGCAGUACAACACCAGACUCUAGAUGGUGUGCAGUGAAAUAAGUUUUUGAGUGACUCUAGUAGAUUGGUGAGAAAAAAAACAACUUGGUAAAUACCGAGUCGGUGUUUGAGUUUAUUUAAAAUAUCCUCCAGACAGUGAUAGUCAUUAAAUAAUAAAUAAAUAAACAAAUCUAAAUAACAAUAAAUAAUAACCGGGCCGUAUGCUCGCAGGGUAAUACGGUGUUAUGAAAAAAUGAUGUGAUCGACGGUCAUCAUGGCGGCACCCAUGUUGAAGUGGAAACGGAUCUCAAAUCCAAGCGGACCUCAACCUCGACCUCGUCAUGGACACCGAGCGGUCGCUAUUAAGGACCUUAUGGUCGUAUUCGGAGGAGGAAAUGAGGGAAUUGUUGAUGAGCUUCAUGUCUAUAAUACAGCAACAAAUCAAUGGUUUGUUCCCUCUACAAAGGGAGAUAUUCCCCCAGGUUGCGCCGCCUAUGGAUUUGUCGUCGACGGGACGCGAAUUCUAGUCUUCGGUGGAAUGGUAGAGUAUGGAAAAUACUCUAAUGAACUUUACGAGCUCCAAGCCAGCCGAUGGGAGUGGAAAAGACUCAAGCCAAAGUCCCCCAAGGAUGGACCACCACCGUGUCCUAGGCUUGGACACAGCUUUACGUUGAUCGGAAAUAAAGUUUUCCUGUUUGGAGGUCUCGCCAACGACAGCGAUGAUCCCAAAAAUAAUAUACCGAGGUACUUAAAUGACUUGUAUACUUUGGAACUGCUGCCAAAUGGACAGACCGCGUGGGAAGUCCCCAAGACUUAUGGGCCUUCUCCACCACCUAGAGAGUCACACACCGGUGUGGCUUACACUGAUCGAACCACCGGGAAAUCCUGCCUGGUUAUUUAUGGGGGAAUGAGUGGUUGUCGUUUGGGUGAUCUCUGGUUCUUGGAUGUCGAUUCAAUGACCUGGAACAAACCAAUCGUUCAUGGACCGACACCACUGCCUCGGUCACUACAUACCGCAACUCUUAUCAAUCACAAAAUGUAUGUUUUUGGCGGAUGGGUGCCUCUUGUUGUUGAUGAUGUCAAAGUUGCGACACAUGAAAAAGAAUGGAAGUGUACUAGUACUCUAGCUUGUUUAAAUUUAGAAACGCUGACUUGGGAACAAUUGACCGUGGACUCGACGGAAGAAAAUGUGCCUCGAGCUCGAGCUGGACAUUGCGCCGUAGGAAUACACAGUAGACUUUACGUUUGGUCUGGCCGCGAUGGCUACCGUAAAGCAUGGAACAACCAGGUUAGGGUAUGCUGUAAAGAUUUGUGGUUCUUGGAAGUCAGCAAACCUCCAGCACCAUCGCGAGUUCAGUUAGUCCGAGCAUCCACAAAUUCUCUGGAAGUAAACUGGACCCCAACACCAUCAGCUCAAUACUACAUCCUUCAAAUACAAAAGUACGACAUGCCCCCUGCGACUGCAUCAUUCCCCGCAGCAUCUAUGCCAGCAGCAGCAGCUACACCAGCUCCUCCGGCGAUAACUUCUGCGCCAACACCAACACCUGCUGUGCCAACUCCAGCUGUUCAUCCUCCAACCCUAAUUUCUACGCCAAUUCAAGCUCCACCAGCACCGGCCCCAACUCCAGCUCCAACUCCAGUUCCAGUCGCUGCACCAAUUGCUCAACCAGCUCCUCCAGUGGUUCCGAAACCGGUUCCAGCAGUUCAACCACCCGUAGUCACCACUGUGACUCCAGUCGUAGCUGCUGCUCCACGCCCAGCAAUCACCCAGAGCCCCAUUCGCGUUCAAGCUCCAAUUCAACCUGGAACUCUUCGACCCAUCACAACACCAAUUGUCAAGCCAACACCUCCUUUGAGUCCCCGAGUGGCCACUGGCAAUGUCAUCAGAAUUCGCCCACCUGUAGUCACUUCGGUGCCCGCUCCAGUGAUGCCAACUGCCGAACAGACUCCAGUCUCAACAGUGACAACGACCGCUGGACAAUCACCCUCGGCGAUGUCUGGUAUCGCCACUUUGGCCGCUGCUGCAGCAGCUACUCCUAAAAUCAGCAUGAACAAUGUGCCAACCAACGUAGUUGCUCAAAAUCCUACCAACACUGUGCGAAUGAAGACUAUGCAACCGGGUCAACAAAUCCGAUUCGCAGCACCGGGCUCCACAGUCCUUCGUGCAGCUUCUCCUCAACACAGUAAGCAAAUAAUCCUUCAAAAAUCUGGACAGAACAUCGCUGGACAACCACAGAUUGUUCAUUUACUGAAAACGGCUGGUGGAAUGAUGACCACUGGUCCUAAAGUUAAUUUAAUACCCGGUAAAACUGUCCAAACAAUUGGUGGAAAGACCAUCAACCAAGGACCUACUAUCCUUCGACUCGUUAAUCCAAACACUGUCGCUGGAUCUAAAAUCAUCACAUCAAUGAAGGGAUCUAAUAUAGUAACGAUGAGCAAAGGCCAAGCUAUUGCGGGCAAACAGACAAUAAUGAUCACUAAACCCGGCGGCAAUGGAGGCAUCGUCGGUAGAACAAAUCAAAUAAUCGUCGUAACAACGGGAGGUGGUUUGAGAACUGUCCAAGCUGUUACAACGUCCCAGGCUGGUCAAGGUGGAACGAUUACCACUCCGGUUAAUGUUUUACCUUUGUCAGCGGCGAACCAUGUCACCAAUCAGCAAGGAGUCAAGAUGAUUGUAGUAUCUUCGGGUGCAAUGGUGGGAGGUACUGGUGGAAAGCCAAUUACCAUAACAGUACCUGGACAUGGAGGUGUUCCAAAGACUGUUACUAUUACCAAAGGUGGUCAACAAGCUAUAUUUAACCCGGCAAAGACUCAGAUCGUUACGAGCUCCCAGUUCCAAAAGGCCCAAGACGGUACGGGCAAGCCAGUGACCUUGCAAAUGGCUGGAGGCAUCGGAGGAAAAACAGUCACCCUGGUACCGACUACCAGCUCUAUUGUCAGCACUGUUGGAGCUGGAGAUUCAUUUGAUACCAGUAAAAUGCUCUUUAUGCCGCAAAAACAGCCUUCAGCCUCCUUGGCGUCGACUUCCGACGGUCCAGCAACUACAGACGCUGCAUUAGCUGCCCUGGCUGCUGAAGCUGGUCUCAUCGACCCGGUUCAGGAAUCCUCAGGUCUCAAUUUUAUGGUGAAUGACGACGGAGCUGAUGAGAAAGCCGAGGACAGUUGUAACGGCAAUGAAGCAUCAACAACGGCUGCUUUGGUAUCUGGAGAGGCGAUGCAAGUCGACGGGGAUGGUAACUUUGUAAUUCCUCAGGUUGAUGGACCUGGAGAUAUUUUUUCAGACGACGAUGACACUCCUGAAGCAAAUGACGAACCAGAAGUGGAACAGUCUGAGGAAGCGGAUCCCCCUCCGCAACCCGAAGCUCAAGAGAACCAAGAAGCUGAACAAGAAGUCGACCAAGCUAUCACUGAAGACGCGCCUCAAGUUGAAGAAGCUGCUGCGAAAGAAGAGCCCGAGUUGGAAAAGAAUCCCGACACUGAAACGGAAGAAGCUGACACUGCUUCCGCCUGCGAGACGCCCAUGGAGGCCAGUGAGCCUGAUUUACCGUCUGAAAGCGAUAUGCAAAUUGUCAGCAACGCUCCUUCCGAGUCGUCUCUCAAGUCUGAGCUGUCUGAGCCCACUCAGCCGACAGAGUCGAUAGAGGCCAGUUCCAAAAACGAACCUGAAGAUAAACUCGAAGCUGAAGCUGAAGACAAGCCUACUGUUGAAGACGCUGAGACUUUGCAAGAGGAAAGUAAACCUGAGAGUCUUACAGCAGAGACUCCUGCUACUGAAGCUGAAGAAAAAAAAAAUCAUGACUCUGACGGUGACAAUGAGUUUGAGAAUCUCAAUGCUGCGAUACAGGAAGAAAUGAACAAAGCCAUGGAGACUGAGAGCUCGCUUAUGGCUGAUAAAUCUGAGCCAGAAGUCCCGAUGGAUGUCGAUGAGCCGAGUGUUAAACUUGAACCUGAAGCUCCUGUCGCUUCACCAGUUGCUGAUCGAGUUCCAUCUCCAGCUGUAGCUCCAUCACCGGUUGCGUCACCCGUAGCUCGGGUUGCGUCACCCGUAGCUCGGGUUGCGUCACCUUUAGUAGCUCCAGUUGCUUCACCUGUGGCUCGAGUUCCCUCCCCAGUAGUAGCGUCACCAAGAGUUGCAUCACCAGUCGCCCGAAUUCCAUCUCCAGAAGCCCGAGUUCCGUCGCCAAUAGUCCAAGCUGCGUCUCCAGCGGCUCCAAUGGUCGCAGCGGCGUCUCCGUUGGCUCAGUCACCACUUGGACAAAUAAAAACAGAAGCCAUGGAGCAGUCUGCUGCUAAGGAACCAACUCCACCGCCAACUCCUACAGCCGUGACCAAUGGACGCAUCGCUGAGCCAGAAGCCAACGAGUUGUCGCAGAAAGUAAAUGUUCCCAGUCCCACGGAGCCAAUUGCUGUUAGUGAAAUAAAACAGGAGGCGUUUGUGAAGAAAGAGUUGCCCAAGAUUGAGAAAGAAAACAACUCGAGGGAAGCUGAUGACUCGACGGCGUUGACGACUCUCGCGACCGCCGCGCUGGGAUCUGCCGAGCAAAGUGUCAAAGUAAAAGCUGAGCUUACUGAAGAGGAAAAGAAGGAUCUGGACUGGUUCGAUGUUGGUGUAGUUAAAGGUACUACGUUUGUUGUUCAACACUAUCAUCUUCCUGGAGACCAGCCACUUGAUAUGUCGUUACCUCCUGCGGAAAUAUUCAAAGACAGGAUCCAAGUUAAACUGGAGUCUGGUACCGCGUAUAAAUUCCGCGUCGCUGCGGUAAACAGCUGUGGAAGAAGUCCUUGGAGCGAAGUUUCUGCUUUCAAAACGUGCCUACCCGGUUACCCCGGCGCUCCCAGCGCGAUAAAGAUCUCCAAGUCUGCAGAAGGUGCUCAGCUCUCUUGGGAACCGCCUCCCAGCAAUCUUGGACCCAUUUUGGAGUACUCGGUGUAUCUGGCUGUUAGAAGCGCCAGCGCAGUGUCGAAUAAUGCAGGCGAGCCGACAACAGUCGCGGCGAAUGCCAAUCAACUGGCUUUCAUUCGGGUCUACUGCGGGCCCACUAAUUCCUGCUCUGUGCCGAAUAGCUCUUUGAGCGCUGCUCAUAUGGACGUCACUACAAAACCCGCGAUAAUAUUUAGAAUAGCUGCUAGGAAUGACAAAGGUUAUGGACCUGCUACCCAAGUUAGGUGGUUGCAAGAUCCAGCGACGGCUGUGAAAAGUAAUCCACAGGUAAAGAGACAAGUAAGUGAUGCUCGUGCAGUAGGCAAUUCGCCGAUGAAAAAAUUAAAACAAGAAGACUACCACUCGUGAGUACGUACUUCCUACAAGUUUGACGAUGUUUAAUCGUCCACAAACCCCGUUUUAAUGCUACUAAACAACAACAGUAACAAUAACUAACUAUAAAUAAAUAAAUAAAUAAUAUAAAAUAAAAAUUCUAUAUACAACUCCCCCGUAUUGAAAAAACGUCACCUUUAAUUUUCACUAAUACGCAUGACAAGGCGUUAAUUACUGCGCCAAACAAUCGAUUGUGAUUAGGUAAUUUAACUCGGACCACGAAUACGUGACUUGAGUAAUUAAUUAUAAUAAUAAUAAUAAUAAUGUAACAAAGAGGUACACCAGGUGUUCGUUUUGCAUUACUCGGUAUCAAAGCCUCAGACUAUCUAUUUUUAUUUUCUAAAUAAUUUUUUUACUCCAGUAAAAUUUUUCAAUACAUAUCGUUAACUACAGUGUUAUUCGCAUAAUCUAAUAGUUGAAGAUAUUUUUUUUUAUUUACAGCUCGUUUUUAUUAAACAUAUACAGAAUAAUGUUCAUUAAUUUAUUUAUUCGUUCUAAUCUUGGGGGAUAAUUGGAUACUUUUAAAUAUUUUUAUUUUAAUUAUCAAAUGAUGUAAAAAAAUCAAUAAUAAUAAUAAUAAUGGGUAAAUUUGUGGAUUUUGAUAAACGUGAGGAAGAAAUUAUGUUGAGAUAAUUAAACUCUUGUGAGUUGAUGCAAUGACGGUGCUAACGUCUCAAAAAAAUCGUAUUCGUUUAACUAAAGUAAACGAAAGUAGACAAAAAAAAAGAAACUACUGACAAACAUCGUAUAAGUAGCAAAUAAAGUAAUUGAAUCACAAUGAAGAAAAAUAGUAAUGAUUAACUGUUA
Cotesia glomerata is the source of this 7051-nucleotide messenger RNA. It is a transcript of the gene Hcf, whose product is annotated as host cell factor 1. The record is from RefSeq and is a predicted model, not a curated record. NCBI's taxonomy places the organism in Eukaryota, Metazoa, Arthropoda, Insecta, Hymenoptera, Braconidae. The coding region runs from base 1205 to 6220 and encodes 1671 amino acids. Gene Ontology annotation, molecular function: protein binding; transcription coactivator activity. The transcript is spliced from 5 exons. Gene Ontology annotation, cellular component: histone methyltransferase complex. Gene Ontology annotation, biological process: chromatin remodeling; regulation of DNA-templated transcription.